Molecule: messenger RNA, 834 nt
Organism: Cryptomeria japonica (Japanese cedar)
Lineage: Eukaryota; Viridiplantae; Streptophyta; Pinopsida; Cupressales; Cupressaceae
Exons: 2
Coding region: 1-834 (277 amino acids)
Source: RefSeq, a predicted model, not a curated record
AUGUCCUCUCUAUUGUAUGAUAGGUUAAAGUUGUUGAACCUUCAAUUGACUGAGACUUUUCCUAGGGAAGAAUCUUAUUGGAGGCAGAAGUUUAGGGACCUCCGGUUCUCUGAAGGGGAUAGAAAUACUAAGUUCUUUCAUUCAUCGUCUAAGCUCAAGAGGCUUCGUAAUCGAAUUUCCUAUAUUACUGACUCUAAUGGUAACACUCUUGUUGAUGAGGAGGAGAUUGCUUCCGAAGCCGUUAGGUUCUUUAAGUCACUUCUUACAGUGGAUCCAGUUGCAUUAGACAAUGAGAUUGUGCAUUCAAUCCCCUCAUUAGUAUCUCAAGAAGAUAAUAAGAUGCUUAUGGCUCCCUUUACUUUGGCUGAGCUGAAAGAGAUAGUAUUUUCCAUGCAUCCGGAGAAGGUCCUAGGUCUGGAUGGUUUUACGGCUCUAUUCUUUCCGAAGUGUUGGGAGUUUAUAGGGGGCUUUGUGCCUGGUCGGGAAACAUCUGAAGGUGCAAUUGUAGCUCAUGAAAUUUUGCACUCCAUAUCUCAACAAAAGGUUCCGGCUAUGAUACUUAAGCUAGACAUGCUUAAGGCUUAUGAUCGUGUUAAUUGGCAAUCCCUUGGGAUUUUGCAUCGGUUGGGCUUUUCACGCUUUUGGGUUAAGUGGGUGUUUUCAUGUAUAUCAUCUGCUCGCUUUUCAGUUUUGGUUAAUGGUUCCCCUUCAGGGUUUUUUGCUUCCUCCCGGGGUUUUAGGCAAGCGGAUCCUUUGUCUCCUUUUCUAUUUAUUCUUUUGGCAGAAGCGUUAAGUAGGGCCAUAUCUAAUGCUACAUCAUCCAGUUUAUGGUAA